Messenger RNA from Monodelphis domestica (gray short-tailed opossum), 1537 nucleotides. RefSeq names its product distal membrane arm assembly component 2 (gene DMAC2). Gene Ontology annotation, biological process: SCF-dependent proteasomal ubiquitin-dependent protein catabolic process; mitochondrial respiratory chain complex I assembly. The record is from RefSeq and is a predicted model, not a curated record. Gene Ontology annotation, cellular component: SCF ubiquitin ligase complex. Lineage: Eukaryota; Metazoa; Chordata; Mammalia; Didelphimorphia; Didelphidae.
GAAAGAGUUGACAUGGGAGGGAAAAUCCAAUAAAUGUCAUCGGAGGGCGGGACCUCAAGAAGGACGAGCCAAUGACUAGGCAGUCGCGAGGGAGAGGCCUCUAGUCAGAGGAAAGAACCAACAUGGCGGCGCCCAGAGCGCUUCUCCGAGCUUGCUGCCCUGCCUCAUGGAGAAGAGGGCCUUCCAGGACCCUGAGCAGCCAGAGUAGCCUGGGCCAAGGCCCUAACCCUAAAUAUGACCUGAGUCAGGGUGACCCUGACUCCAAGAAGGGGCUGCUGGGCAGCAUGACUUCCCGAUUCUAUGAUGUGCAGCAACUUCGAGAAUGGAUUUUCAGUUUCUGGAGCUGGAACCUAUAUAGGAAAAACAAGACCUUCAGCUACACAGCGAAACACUUCGGCCCCAAUGUAGCAGCCGCCUACUUUGUCCUGACCCAGGGUGGGGCGGUCAGGUUCCAGGGUCAGGAGUGGAUCGGCGCCCAGGACAUGCGCCAAUUCCUUCGGAACUCUCCUCAGCUCAAAAUGCUGCUCCUGGAGGAGGUGGAUGCUAGCGGCUGUGUCAUCAACUACUACGGCCUGGAAAACCUGGUGUUCCUGCCGGCGCUGAGGUCCCUGAGGCUGUGUGGCUGCCCCUACGUGGACGACUGGUGCCUGAGCCGCCUGCACUCCCUAAGCAGCUGCCUGCAGGAGCUCUCGCUGGCCGGCUGUCCCCGGGUCACGGAGAGAGGCCUGGCGUGCCUCCACCACCUGGGGAACCUGCAGCGACUGGACAUCUCGGACCUCCCAGCCGUGUCCAAUAAGGGCCUCACCCAAAUUCUGGUGGAAGAGAUGCUGCCGGACUGUGAGGUGGUCGGGGCAGACUAUGCCGAUGGGCUGGAGCCCCUCUCUGAGGAGGAGGAGGAGGAGAAGGCCGCAGGGUAGGGGGCCCCUCUGCUCUGACGCCUGCCCACAGGCAGAUGGGGCAGGGAGGAUUCUGGGGGAAACAUGGCCUUCUUCCCCUGCUCCCCUUCCCACGGCCCCAUCCCUUGCUCUUCUCUCCUCUGCCCACCUGCCUCCCCCACCUCCACUCAGUCCAGGGGGGGGGGAUGGGAACCAGGAGAUGCUGCUGGCCCCUCCCUCCCUCUAGAUGUGGUGUCUGAGGGAAGAGGAGCCCUCCCCUCCCGGGCUUCUUUAGAGCCGGCUCCGAGGCUCCCCACGGCCCCUCCCCCUCCCUUCUGGCCCAGAGGAUAAACGUGGUUGGAAACCGGUCUGGAGGCUCCCGGAGGGGGGAGGGGCGCAGACCUCCCAGGAACAAUAACAAUAACAAUGGCAAUAAUGGCGAGCUCCAGCCCGGCCCCCUCCCGGCGAGGCUCCAUUUUACAGAUGUGCAAAGUGAAGUUCCGAAGUUAACAUUGGCCGGGCUACCCCAGAGCCUGCCGGGAGGAGCCCCUCGAGGCUCGGGCCGGCUCCCGGACCCCCACCUGCAGGGGCAGCACUGACCUUCCCUGCCGAGGCGGGACGCCUGGCUUCCGAGUACGUUAAAUAAAAGAGAAAUGAACCAA